AUGUCAUUCUCCACUAAGCAUACGCUUUUGUCCCUAUACUUUGACCAUAUACAGCCGAUUUUCCCAAUGUUUCGGAGACCAGCCUUGUAUCACGGCCUCUUGAACAGCCAUGUCCCCGAUGAUCUUCUUGUCGCCAUGUUUGCCAUCGCGUGUCGUUUCCUGCCCCCCGAAAAAUGCAGUCUUUUCUUUGGCCAUGCAACUGCCCCCUGGGAGCAAUUCUCUCGGCUAGCUCAUCAAAAAUCUCGGGAAAAUGCAGAUAAAGAAGGCAAUCGGCCUGUGACUCUCGAUGCCGUGAAAACAGCCUGUCUCCUGGCGCUGUAUGAGUAUACAUCCACACCUAGCCGCCAGGCUUGGGUAUUGGUUGGCAAUGCGAUGCGCUUGGCCCUCAUGGCCCAACUACACCAGGUAGAUUGCGCCAACGGCCCUGAUAAUCUGUCAGCGGCAGAAAAGGAAGAGCGUCGGUUUGUCUGGUGGACUAUAUGGAGACUCGACUGCACCAUCAACGUCACCACGGUGACGCCGUUCAGCAUCGACCCACGGUUGAUAGGUACAGCGCUGGUCUCCACCACGAUUCCCGACUUCACGGCCGGGGUGGUUGAUGCUACACGCAACAAGAUUUCCGAGAUGGAUCCAGUCAGGUCGUGGACUUCUGUUCAGGGCCCGCAGGUUCAAGACACGGGCGACGGAUUCAAUACGCAUCUAUUCGCGGUCUCGUUGCUGAGGGCUGUAUCGGAAUGCCAUCAAAGGCUAAACACGAGGGUCAAUGCUGAAGAUAUCCAGUAUAUUUCGAGCUUGGAGGAAAUAUUCACCGCUCUAGAUGUCAUCUUUCCAGGUUCAUUCUUUGCGCCUGCCAAAUCGCCGACCGAGGAGUCUCACACGCAUCGACUCCGGCUAGAGACGAUCAUAAUGCUGAACACCGCCCGCCUCAUUCUAAACGAGCCCGUCGGCCAGCUAACCACGAAAGUUCCCGACAAUCCGAGCAAUUCUCUGGUUUCUCUCGGAGGCUGGCGCGAUAGCCUAGGAUAUGCGGAAGACAUCGCCAACGUUUUCAACUACUGGCCGUCUGACUACUUUGCCGUCUCGGACCCUAUCAUCAGUUGUGCCAUUUGGCAUGCCUACUGCGGGCUAAUGAUGCUGGAGAUGUCUGGACUCAAAAAUUCAGGUGCAGAUCUACCAAAUAUGCCCGAGACCAAUGCGCUCGAGGGUUUGAGCGUUUCGCUCAAUAGUUUCACGCCCUGGUGGCCUAUUGCUCGGGUGCUUCAAGACUCCCUGCAAGAACUCCGAGCAUGGAGCUGGGCUAAACUAGACUCCCGGCGGUUGAUCGGUCUGAUUUCACACGUCCGAAAGGCAUUCAGUCCGUUUACCAGGCAGCCUGGCAGAGUAGAUGUGUCAAUACUGUGUGAUUCACUCGUGGAGGACUUGACCAUGUCUGUGAUGUAA
Aspergillus candidus is the source of this 1440-nucleotide messenger RNA. Its product is annotated as fungal specific transcription factor domain-containing protein. Gene Ontology annotation, biological process: DNA-templated transcription. Gene Ontology annotation, molecular function: zinc ion binding; DNA binding. Gene Ontology annotation, cellular component: nucleus. The coding region runs from base 1 to 1440 and encodes 479 amino acids. The record is from RefSeq and is a predicted model, not a curated record. Lineage: Eukaryota; Fungi; Ascomycota; Eurotiomycetes; Eurotiales; Aspergillaceae. The transcript is spliced from 4 exons.